GCUAAAGUGUUUGUGUCAAACUUGGAGGCUGAUGUCACCAAUAUUUAUCACAAAUAUUUGAAGAAAGUCAUUCCAAUGAGUCCAUUGACUGAUGAGGAAGAGCAUGAUUUCAAUAUUGCCGCCACAUGUGGUAUAUGUGGAGAACCAUUUGGUGAUGGUGAUAUUAAGGUGCGUGACCACUGCCAUCUAACGGGGAAAAAAAGAAAUGGAGCUGCACAUAGUAUUUGUAACCUCAAUUUCAAAUUGCCCAACUUUAUACCCAUAAUUUUUCAUAAUCUCAGUGGGUAUGACUGUCAUUUGUUCAUAAAAGAGUUAUGCACAAACAAAACAAAAGUUGAUGUCAUUGCUCAAACUAAAGAAAAGUAUGUUUCCUUCACGAAACAUAUAAUUAUGGAGAGAAUAGUAGAUCACAAUGGAGUGACGAAAAAUAAGUUUUUGAAAUUAAGGUUCAUCGAUAGUUUUAAAUUUAUGGCUGCUUCCCUUCAAGAGUUAGGUGACAAUUUAGAUGAAAAACAUUUU
This is a messenger RNA of Leptinotarsa decemlineata (Colorado potato beetle), 519 nucleotides long. RefSeq lists its product as uncharacterized. The record is from RefSeq and is a predicted model, not a curated record. NCBI's taxonomy places the organism in Eukaryota, Metazoa, Arthropoda, Insecta, Coleoptera, Chrysomelidae.